CAAGUCCCACUCCAGGGCUCACCCGCUCUCCGGCCUGGACCUUCCCGUCGAGGUGCUCCUCAAGGUCGCCCCUUAGCAGCUCGUCUACCGCAAGUUCACACGCUUCGUCUGCAAUCACGUCUUCGGCUAGCUGUUCCGCCCCCCGGAGUUCAAGGAGUCCACGGACGGAUGCAUUUGCAGGUGAGCGUUGGAGAUGUGCCGAGCCCUUCUCCCCAAUUUGAAUCUUUCCUUCAACAACCACAACGAGACGGGGCUUGUAGGAAGGAAGCAUUGCCGGUCCAUAAAAUUGGCCGGUUGGGAUACACCACGCGAGGAACCAAUAGCCAAUAGGCCGUCCGUGUCCGUGUCACUGACAGUGGAAAAGAAAGCCUGAUUGUGAGAGGGAGGUCAGAGCUGCGGGCACUAGUGCUCGUGAACCAGCCAGGCAGAGCAGAGCAGCCUCCCCGGUUGCACUUGCACACGACAGAAGUACUCCUCCCUCUCCCUUUCCCCCACCAAAUCCGCCGCCGCCAAAAUGCUGUCCUUUCUCCGCGCCGCCGUCUCCGGCCGCCUUCGCCGCACCCUCUCCACCGCCGCCGCGCGCCCUCCCUGGGCGAUGAUGUACCGGGUCUCCCAGGGGUCCAACUCCACGGAGAGCGUGUCGUCCUCGCUCGCCCCGCCGCCGUCCGUCUCCUUCGUCUCCGUGCCCAGCCACGCCCUCGACAUCGACCCCUUUCCGCCCCAACCCAAGUGCGUCAGCCUGUUUCGCGGCCUCGUCCUCGCCGCCAGCGGCCACGGCCUCCUCCUCCUGGACACCCACAUGAGCCGCCUCCAGGCUCAUGACCUGAAGCUCCUCUACCGGAGGUUCGCGCGCUUCGUCUGCAACCCGGUCACCGGCCAGCUGCUCCGCCUCCCGGACUUCGACGGCGCCGAGAAGACCUUGACCGACGGCAUGGGGCUCCUCACCCAGGCCUACGGCGCCAGCGGGCCGCCCAAGAGGUAUGCCGCUGCUCAGCUCACCGAGGUCGACGGCGGGCAGCGCUUCCUGCUGCGCCGGUUCUCCUCGGAGACAGGGGACUGGGACGAGCGGGUGCUGCCGUCCCCGAUGCCGCCUAGGCGGCGGAUGCACAUGGUUCACGAGGUGCUGGACUACGGAGGCCGGCUCUGGUGGGUGGACGUGAGCUGGGGCGCCAUCUGCGUCGAUCCGUUCAGCGACCGGCCUGAACUCUGCCCCGUCGAGCUGCCGGCACACAGCAUGCUUCCUGACCAACUGGACGAGAACGAAAUGAGGCAGCUUAUCAAGCACCGCCACAUGGGGGUCAGCGCCGGCAGGCUGCUCUAUGCCGAGGUCGACCCGUUACAUAUCAGAUCCUUCACGCUCGACGACGAGAGCCGCCGCUGGACGCUGCAGCACCAGGUGUCGGUUGAUCUUUUGCCCAAUGGAGGUAAUGCCAAGGAGAUGCCUUUGGUUGCUGCUGUCGAUCCACUGGACACCAACCUGCUGCAUCUCAACGUGGACAGAGUUAAUUUCAGCAUCGACAUGUCCAGGAAGAGGAUGAUUGAGAGUACUGCAAUACCUACUGACAUGUCUCCUCCGAGCGAGUCCGCAACAACUUCCUAUCUACCGUGCGUGCUCCCUUCAUUUCUUCGAUCAAGCCCGAUUCCAGGUAAGAAGUCUGUCACGAAAAACAAGACUUUGGCAGAUGUUCUGGUUCGUUUAGACAGACAUCACGCUAAAUGAAGCGUGCCAAGUUACCAGUCAAUGUGUCUCUGGGUUUCUAACAAUCAAGUAGUACCUGAUGCGUGAUGGGUGAUGGCGGGACUCGGAUUUUGCAGGAAAUCUGGAGAUGUUUGGGUUUUGGGAUUUUGAUGUUUGUUCAGACUCCAUACUAAGCAGUCCACGCUCAUCCCUUCGUAGAAAAAGGUGGAUGCAUCCACAUCUUUAACUCCCUUGAGAGAAACUUAUUUAUAUGAGACAUGUGACAAAUUGAUGAUGAGCGUUUCGGUAUUA
Triticum aestivum (bread wheat) is the source of this 1990-nucleotide messenger RNA. RefSeq lists its product as uncharacterized. Lineage: Eukaryota; Viridiplantae; Streptophyta; Magnoliopsida; Poales; Poaceae. The coding region runs from base 515 to 1720 and encodes 401 amino acids. The record is from RefSeq and is a predicted model, not a curated record. The transcript is spliced from 3 exons.